AUUCCAUUUCUUCCUCUUCCCGAUCUUCAUUCUCUUUUUGAUGGGCUAAUAACUUUCCGUCGAUCGGUAAAGGAAUUCGUUCCUUGCUGCAAUUUCGUUUCCGUUGGUUGUCGCGGAUCGUCUACCAUGCCUUCGAUGAUCAGCGAUUUCUUUCUCGUCAUUGUUAUCGCUGCUUCCCCUUCUGGUUCUUGUUCCCAUCGUCUGAAAAAGCUUAAGAAAUGGAAUCGUCUUUGUAGUAGUCUUAGCUAACAUUGGGUUUUCGGUUGGUUCUCACGUCGAUCUUGAUCUUUCUUUCUUAUAGCGCGUUCUUCAAUAGCUGUUCUUAUCUCCUGUAUCUUUUCUGGGAUAUCUGAGAUCUGAGGGUACUCCGGCUGUAGGUUUUGGUUUUGGAUUGGCUGCGUUGAAUUCUGGGUUCUUUUUUCUCUAGCAGUUUGUGGAGUUGGAAUCAUACUUGAUUGCAAGCUUUAAUCACAGUUAUAUGAAAAUGGCUGAUAUUGGAUCAUGCGAUAAGUCAAUUUUCCAAGCUGUUGAGCACAAAUCAUGUAAAAAUAAUCCUUUCCACAAACAGGCGUUCGGAGGAGAAGAUCAGCUUAAUUGUAUCAACAAGGAAAUUGUUAUGAUGGAUUUACUUUUGGAAAAACUGGAGAUUUCUGAUGAAGAUGAUUUGGAUGAGUUGCUGCUUGAAGAUCGUGAAAAUCUGCUUGUUAAAAAGACAAACUGCCCUUCAAUCCCUAACAAAGAAACGCUGCUGUUUUCUUCUCCUAAUACUACUGAGUUGAAGGACUUGAGUAAAUGUGCGGCAAUUCUAUGCUCCGAAGCUUUGCAAUCAAUCCCUUCAAUAUUUGCGGAAGUAGAGUUAUCAACUAUACAAUUGGGAUAUGAAAAUUCUGUAUCUGUUAACAAUCCCGGAGAAGAUAGCAUGUUGCCUCUUCAUGACUCCUCAAAAUUUGUAUCUGCCCUUAAAGGAAGCCGAGCAAAUAAAGGGAAACCUCUCGAUCGAAAUCUGCGUGUUACAUGGGCAGCAAAUGUCUAUGAUCCACCUGUUACUUCAUCUUCCCACACAGUGAGGGGACACCGCCACCGUCUUCCCAAGGCCAAGACUUGGGAUUAUCACAGGCAGAAGCACAUGAAAGCUAAGCCAUCUAAUGCCAGCAGCAGUGGUGAUAGAAAGCGCUCUCAUAGAAGAAGCACUAGUAGCACCUUUUUGGAUGCCCGGAUGGCAGGGAUGCAAGCUCUUGCAAGUAAAUCAAUGCAGAUUGGUUUUCGAAUGGCAAAGUUAGAGGCUCUGGAUCUUGCAGCAGCACCAAAAUGGUCAGGAUUUACUGAACUGUGCAGGUAGCUUCCAUGCAGAAUCACCUUGGCCAUUUUCAUUUCCUAUUGCAGAAGCUUCCUGAUAGUUGCUGGCUAAUUUGGUUGAGUUACUACUUUACAUGCUGCAACUUUUUUUUUUUCUUCCCGUUGAUUAAUUUAUUUGAACUGUCAUACAUUAUGCCUGUGAUAUGUAAGCAAGUGUUUGGAUGGAUUUGGUUACUGCUGUUUGGAUGGACUGUAUUAACUUAUCCAGCAGCUUUAUUUGACAUAUAAGUACAAAACUGACCUUUAUGUAUUUACUAUUCAUAUUUGAUGUAUUAAGAAGUAAAA
This is a messenger RNA of Dendrobium catenatum, 1641 nucleotides long. RefSeq lists its product as uncharacterized. The transcript has 4 exons. Bases 479 to 1339 code for a protein of 286 amino acids. NCBI's taxonomy places the organism in Eukaryota, Viridiplantae, Streptophyta, Magnoliopsida, Asparagales, Orchidaceae. The record is from RefSeq and is a predicted model, not a curated record.